AUGUACUAUUUCCUGGCCUCACAGAGCGUCUAUCCCGACUUUCAGGUCCAGUUUUCUUCGGCAACCGUGCUGAUAUUUCUCUUUAUUACAUUCGUGGUACCCUAUCCACGGCGGCCUCUUCCCUCCGAGAAAAAGUACAGGACCCUUGACAAGGAUGGCAAACUCACUCAGCCCAAAGAUCUGCCGUGUUGGGUCGACGAAGCAAAGCGGAAGUGGCUAGAUGCGAAAGCGAAGAACCAGGAGUUCAAUGUGCAAAAAUACGUCCAACCAGCUCAAGUGUUUAUGACCCUAGUUAUUCCAGCCUACAACGAGGAAAAGAGGUUGAUUGGCAUGCUAGAAGAGGCUGUGAACUUCUUAGAAAAGCAUUACAGUAAUCUACCCCAGCCGAAACCUGUGGGAAAACAAGAAGUCAAUGGCAGUGCGAUCAAGAAGCGGCAGACUCAAUCUCAGAUGCUAUAUCAGAAACCACCAACAGGAAUAUAUGAAGACCUGGCGCCGAAAGGAUGGGAAAUUCUCCUGGUAGAUGACGGCAGCACCGAUGCGACGGUCAAAGUCGCAGAGCAUUUUACCCGAACACAUCUUUUACCCUCCCAUCCACGACCAGCCAGCGGACCAUGGACCCCUAAUCCGAAGACAGCAGUCAAUAUUCCACCUGACAGUAUACGGCUUAUCUCACUCGAGAGUAAUAGAGGCAAGGGUGGUGCCGUCACACACGGCAUGCGCCACGCACGAGGCUCCUAUGUCCUCUUCGCCGACGCCGACGGAGCCAGUGACAUUUCUGAUCUUCCCAAACUCGUCACAGCAGCCGACGAUAUAGCCGACUCUCAGUCUCGUGCUGUUGCAGUCGGCUCGAGGGCGCAUAUGGUGAAUAGCGCCGCCGUCGUGCAGAGGAGUAAGCUGCGGAACUUCCUCAUGCACUGUUUUCACAUCUUCAUUCGUACGUUAACACCUCCGAAGACAGCACGUGUAAAAGACACCCAGUGUGGGUUCAAGCUCUUUACACGUGCAUGCCUGCCAUAUAUCAUACCACACAUGCAUAUGGAAGGAUGGAUCUUCGACGUGGAAAUGCUGAUGCUUGCCGAAUUCGCGGUAAUCCCUGUAGUAGAGGUACCUAUAGGGUGGAAGGAAGUUGCAGGAAGCAAGUUGGAUGUCAUCAAGGAUAGUUUGAAAAUGGCUUGGAAUCUGUUCUUGUUAAGAGUAUGUUGGGGAACUGGGAUAUAUAGCUAA
This is a messenger RNA of Lithohypha guttulata, 1227 nucleotides long. RefSeq names its product dolichyl-phosphate beta-glucosyltransferase (gene ALG5). NCBI's taxonomy places the organism in Eukaryota, Fungi, Ascomycota, Eurotiomycetes, Chaetothyriales, Trichomeriaceae. The transcript has 2 exons. Gene Ontology annotation, cellular component: endoplasmic reticulum membrane. Bases 1 to 1227 code for a protein of 408 amino acids. The record is from RefSeq and is a predicted model, not a curated record.